Molecule: messenger RNA, 1119 nt
Organism: Penicillium alfredii
Lineage: Eukaryota; Fungi; Ascomycota; Eurotiomycetes; Eurotiales; Aspergillaceae
Product: CCDC174 family protein
Exons: 1
Coding region: 1-1119 (372 amino acids)
Cellular component (GO): nucleus
Source: RefSeq, a predicted model, not a curated record
AUGCCGCCCACACAAGACUCCCUGUACGGGCAACCCCGAGCCAAAAAGACCCCCAAAUCCGAAAUGUCUGCCUCGUCCAGCCUCGCCUUCACCUCCCAGCUCUCCUCGCUCAUCGCGCAAGACCGCGAAGCACCGACCUCGCGCGGGCGCACCCGCCCAUCCAAAACACCCAAGUCCGACAUUUUUGCCAAACACAACAAAGGCGCCCUCAAACGCGCCGCCGCCGACCUCAAAGACGAUAACCCGCACACCGGACAAAAGCACCAACGCAGCCAGGAUAUCGGCUCCGUCGACGACGCCACCCUGAACCGCGCGAAGCGGCGCAUGGCUGAGAAGGUGCGCAUGUACGACGAGCUCAAAUCUGGCGUGUACCUUGCCGCCGAUAGUGACGAGGAUGAAGAUGAGCCCGGGCGGCCGGAGAGUCACCUAGCUAGGUUGCGGCGGAAAGAGCGCGAGGGGCUGGUGGAUUUCGAUCAGAAAUGGGCGGACGAGAGACGCAAGAAUGGGAAGACUACUUCGGACAGCGACGACGACAACGAGAACGACGAUAAUGAUAAUGAUAAUGACGACAAUGCAUCCAUCAUCUCCUACGAAGACGAGCUGGGCCGCUCCCGCCGCGGCACCCGAGCCGCCGCCGCGCGCGCCGCUCGUGCCAAAGCCGAAGACGAAGACCGCAACCAGGGCCGUCUGGGCACAGAGCGGUGGCGGCCCGCCCGCCCCGACAACCUCAUCUACGGCGAGGCCAUCCAGUCUCAGGCGUUCAACCCGGACGCCAACAUCGCCACGCACAUGUCGCAGCUGGCGGCUCGUCGUGACCGCUCCCCCACGCCGCCCGAGCGCCAGCACUACGAUGCCGACGCUGAGGUGCGCACGCGCGGCACGGGGUUCUAUGCGUUUUCGCGCGAUGAGGACGAGCGCCAGAGGCAGAUGGAAGAGCUUAAGAAUGCGCGCGAUGAGACGGAGAGUCAACGCAGGAAGUGGCGCGAUAUUGUUGAGAAGCGGGAACGUGCGCGUGAGAUGCGCUGGUUGCAGAUUCUUGAGACGCGGAGUGAGAGGCAGGCGUUGGAGUUUUUGAAUUCUUUGGGUGUGUCUGGAAUGGAGGCGCAGCCUGAUGAGUGA